AUAAUUUAUUAUUUCCUAAUAAAAUUUAAUCCCAUAGUAUUAUAUUAUAAUUCAUAGGGUGCUCUUUAUUUUUAUAGCAUUUUGCAUCUAUUUUAUACUCUCACGAUAAUUAGUAUGUCUAUAAUUAGAAGUAUAUCUAGUAAUUCUGAUGUUAUUUACACAACUGCUGUCACCUCAAGUCAAUCUCUACCAGAAACACCUGCAACUUCAUACUCCAGUAAAAGAACUGAUAGAAGACGUCAUUCACUACGUUCAAUUAAAAGACGAAAAUUCGACGAUGAAAUUGUUGAGAGUAGUUUAGCUUCUAAAGGACUCAGAAGAUCUCUAGAUGGAAGUAAUCCUGAUGAACAUCAUGAUGAAGUAGUUUCUCCAACAUUAAGUGUAACCGCUACCUCUCCAACAGAAUCAUCUGCUAACAAUGACUUUUCAUCUUCUUCCAAAACUGGUCAUAUUACAAAAUUGACAGCUUCACAAUCAAACAAUACUGGAGUAAUGGUUCAAGACAGAAAAGACAAAAAGAAAAUAGCUUCGCAUCAAAGAAAGAGAUUAAAGAAAACACAAAAAGCGUUUGCUGCGGUCAAAGAUAUGGGUCGUUGGAAGCCAACAGAUGACAUUUUGUUAAUCGAUGCAAUUGAACAACUCGGUGAUUUGUCUCUGGUGCAUCUUGGUGUCAAAUUUUCUUGUCAUUUCACAAUUGAAGAAGUACAAGAAAGAUGGUACGCCCUGUUAUAUGAUCCUGUCAUAUCAUCUCUUGCACGUCAAGCAAUGAAAGCAAUACCAAGAGAAAUUGUUACUGCUACACAUGCAAAGGCACCUUUCAGUAAAGUAGAAGAAUCUCAUUUAUGCAAAAUUCAUUCCACGAACCCUCCAUCGUUAGAAGAUCUACAAUCUUUACUCGAUGAAAACAUUGACUCAUUUCAUCCGAAUCGAACUGCACAAUCAAUGUUAAACCACUGGAACCUACUUCAUCAAUAUCAUUUACUUGACGACCAAGCUGUUCAACAAUUGCCAAAGGGAGAUCAUGUGCUCAAUUUUUCUGAUGCAGAGGACCUUUUAGAAGACAAUGCACCAACUGGGCCUUAUGAUCAAGUGCUCGGAGCAGAACUAAAUCUAGCUGAUCGUAGACAGAAGAGAGAGAUUAAGCAACUUGAAGAAGAAAAUGAAAAAUGGAAGGUUUUAGUUUCAAACGUUGCAGAAACACAACCAACUUCACAGUUUGAUGAACAGACAUUGGGAGUUCUUCAAGGACGAUUGGUCAGAUAUCUAAUGCGAUCUAAAGAAAUCACUCUGGGUAGAAAAACUGUAGACACCAAUGUGGAUGUCGAUUUGUCAUUGGAAGGUCCCGCUUCGAAGGUUUCACGAAAACAAGGAACAAUAAAAUUGAAGAAAAAUGGUGAAUUUGUUUUAAUAAACACUGGGAAACGACCAAUCGUUAUGGAUGGGAGACCGAUAUUGAGUGGCAAUAGAAUGAGACUUUGUAAUGAUUCAGUCAUUGAACUGGGUUUGCUAAGAUUCGUUUUCAUCAUAAAUGAAGAUUUGGUAAAAACUACCAUUCAGAAGAAACCUGUGGUUCGCUAAUCAUGGUUUCAUGCUAGAGACAUCAAUCAUGGAUUCUUUGAAGCACUGCCACAUUAUUUGUCAACUUGUUUUCUGUUUUUGUAAUAAAUAAAUGCUACUUUGGGCACAUGUUUA
Styela clava is the source of this 1692-nucleotide messenger RNA. RefSeq names its product microspherule protein 1-like. Gene Ontology annotation, molecular function: protein binding; G-quadruplex RNA binding. Gene Ontology annotation, biological process: positive regulation of transcription by RNA polymerase II. The record is from RefSeq and is a predicted model, not a curated record. Lineage: Eukaryota; Metazoa; Chordata; Ascidiacea; Stolidobranchia; Styelidae. Gene Ontology annotation, cellular component: Ino80 complex; MLL1 complex; NSL complex.